UAUUAAUAGUACUUCUGAAGUACGACAUAGUUGUUGUUUUUUUAGUGAGGUGAAAUGUACCCGUAUCACCCCCUCACUCCACCAACGGAAGUGCAUGUUGAAGGUGCAUGGGGGCUUGUGAACUUUGUCCAUUCAUGUCUUGAAUCCAUAUCACAUACACCCGCCACGACUUGGUGUCAAACACGUACAGUGCCCCGUACAUUUCCAUGGUCAAUAUCCCCGUGAGGACGGCAGAGGCCUUGUCCAAGUACCGAGUGCCCAUGUGAUCCCAGUUGGUGGACGAGAACUGGUGCUUGGCGGCUGCAUAGAGGAGCAAAGAAGCAUGCGGCUGCUGAGGUUUCGUCCCAUGUUUCCAAUGCCGAAACCGUUCCGCCGCAUAGCACAAGCCGCAACACCCAAACACCAACGCAAUCAGGCUGCAAAGGUGAUGCAAGCUUCCAAUUUCUACGACGCCACUGUGGCACACGACCUCAAAGUCCACGGUUACCACGGUGCAAUUCCGGUCCAGGGUUACCGAUUGACUGGGGGGCGCUGCAAACACCCACACGGCCGACGCAAUCCACGUGACAAAGUAGCUCGUAUUCGCAUAUUUGGCCGUAAACGCCUUGGUCGCGACUGAAAACACAUCAUUGACGAUGUACACCAUCCAAUUGAGCUCACCCGCGGCCAGAAUGACCAUGUACCAAGGCCGUUGUACCGAUUCAAAGUACGACACAAGCCCAUCCAGUGGUCUCUUGAGCACCAACGUGGACGUGGCCAAGAGGCAAACUGCACUAAGGGCACGAAGGAAGAUGAGCCACCGGCCAAUCCACACGAGGCCAGCAAUGCGGCUGAACACGACCAUGUUUGCCGCUUCAACUUGCCCUUUCAACGCGAUGAUGUAGACGCACACGACGCUGGCCACACACAACAUGACAAGGGUGAUGUACUGAACCAAGUACCGGAGGUAGUACGCGACGUUGGAUGGCACUUCCAUUGGGUUCACGGGGGCGUCCAGCGGGUUUGUCGCCAUGGACAACACCGUCAACGUGCCGUUGUCACCUUGAAAUGACACGACCUCCCGCACCCCCUGGACCCAAUCAAAUGCAUACAGCCACGCAUACACUUCAAAAUCGACCUCGGUCUCCACGAAAAGGGUCAUUUGGCUGAGCGAAAACGUCAGGUUCGGGCGAAUGAAUUGGAUCAUCUGAACGUGCAGUUGAUCUCGAACAACCGCUUUGACAAUCUGCGCUUGGGUGUAAAAUGUCGUGGCCAAGGCCGGGUCGAAGUAGGUACGCAGGAACGCUAUAGAGGCUUCGAGGGCAGCGAGGGUGCUGGUGGGGUUUCUGAAUUCAAGACGUGUCACAGCGGAUACACUGACGUUCUUGACAGCGACGAGGGCCGUCAUGAUUGCUUUCGUGUCCCCGAUGAUAAAUUCCUGCAAGUUCAAUCCGCACGAGCCCCCAGAACUGAACGCGAGGCCAGGAAUCUUGCUUGUGGCAGCACUUGGAUUGAAUUCACAGAGUACGUUGCCCCCACCAAGGGCGACCGAGUUCCACAUCUUUGGUCGAGGGGCGAUGGUGUACGAGGUGUAGAUGGGCCACAUGGCGUGCUGGGCAUCCUGACGAGACGCGAAAAGCUCCAUGAGUGCCAACGUUAUGUUCUUGUACAAUCCGCGCAAGGCCAAGGGACAUGCGACGCGUUUCAUGGUGACAGAUCCGAAUGGCCCGAGAUAACGUUGAAUUAAAGAAAAGCCAUUGCCCAGGGGCGGCACGAGGAGGCCACCGUCGACCAACGACUGUUCGGCAGUCACAUUCAAAUAGGCAAACAGAGGGCUGUCUCGCACGAGACUCUUGCCAUGGAUGCGGCUCGUAGCGUUGGACAGGACGGCCAUUAAGUCAUGGGCGAAUGGGCGUUGCAUUUUGAGAGAGGUUUGCACCGACAAUUGAAGCGAUCCAUUCGAGUACUUGAGCGUGAGGGGGUACUUCCACCCAAACGCAUUUCGGAUCGAAAACGUCUCCACAACCCCCAGGCUCUUGUAGUUUUGCCACUGAGUCGAGUAGCUCGACAGGUUGGCGUUCGACCAAUGCCCUACUUCGUCUAAAACCGACGUCGUUUCCAUUGAAUGGCUAGUUCUCGACAGCCACGCCAACCCGUCCAUCGUGGUUUGCAAAUACGUGAACACCCCAAUGUCCAACGCUUCCCCCCAACAACUCGACAACUGACUCCAGUCGGUGUUUCGAAGGACUGAUUCCAAGUACACCGCAGCAUUGCUCUGGUCCGUCGCACAUCGCCGUUGCUUGGCGGCUGUGUUGGCCAUAUCCCAUCGUCUGCUAAAGUCCACGUAGCAAUACGCUGUCAUAAUCCACGGAAUGGCGCAGCUGUCCAUUUGGCGUAAACUUUGAACAACGUUGCCGAGCGAGUUGGCUUCGUCUUGGACGGACAUGGCGUACAGUGGGGCUAUUUGGAGUGCCGUGGCGGACGCAUUCGUGGUCAACGCCAGAGUGCCUUGCUCGAGGGCCGUGAGAUCGACGUUGCUGGCAAAUUGGUGGAGUUGCAGAUUCUGGUUGAACCAGUUGCUCAAGUGCACUUGCGUGUUUGUGUCGAACGACGCCCACCAGAAAUCGUUGGACAUGGCCGAUUGCGUCAGCUGGAAGAAUGCAUACGAACCUAAAAUUGACGUGACCAUGUACAGCAACCCGACAAAGCCAAGCCAUGCAUGCUUUCGCCCAAACAUCGGCGGCGGCGUCGGGCCUGACACUUCGUGUUGGAACGUGGCGUCGCGGAAGGACAUGCGUCGGGUGUUGCUUUUGUUGUGGCGCAUCACAGUCGCCCAAAUCUUAAAGUCAAACAGGGUUUGUUUCCACGGCAACAUGCCCGACAUCACGCACGUCACUGCGUCGAAAUCUCUGGACGAUGCAGAUGGCCCUGACGAGUGCACGAAAAACGCCUCGGCCGCAGCGGGGAUGAGCACAUUGUUUGGAGCUGCCGUUAGAGGGGGGUGUCGACUGGGGUACCUCCGCGCAUACGUCACCAUGGCCACUAGUGCUACAACAAGUGACGCGAACUGGAGCCCGAGGAGGUGGGCCACACGCUCGCCACUGCCAAGUCGCACUUCUCCACCCGUGCAAGCCACGCCACGACGAAAAGAUGUGAACGUGCAGUCUUGGGCAACGUUGGCUUGCACUUGAUACGGAGAGGCGACGUCCAGACUGACCACCGCGGUGAAAGCGAGGACGCUGCUGAUUGGUGCGAUGUUGGAUGCAAUCUGCAGCUGGAUGGUAAACGGCAACAAUAUAUCGUUCAGGACGUAGACGACCCAGAGGGAUUCGCUGUACAGGAGCAGCUGCGAUGUCCACUCGCGUUGAUAAGGCGUAAACGAUGUCACGUGGUGGGGCGUUGUGCUUAUGGUGGCUGGAGCUGUACUCAAGAUGAUAAUGGCCGUGACGCCCCGAACAAAGAGCAACGGACGACCGAUCCACACGCUGCCAAACACGCGAUUGAAGUGGAACAGGUUGCGGCCUUCGAUCUGAAAUUUAUUCGCCGUGGCGUAUACAACCAACAAAGUCGAGACUAAUGCAGCCAAGACGCUGACCCACAACGCUGCCGUCCAAAAAUACAGGCACGCAGUCUUGGGAAGCUCCAGCGCGUUCGCGGCCACUGGAAUGUUGUCGCUGCGAGUGGACAUCAGCGUGAGGGAUCCAGCGUCGCCUUCGAACGUAAACACUUCCCGAGUGCCGUGGACCCAGUCGUACAAGGCAACCCAUCCAAACAAAUCCCACGCUCGGUCAUCACCAAUGAUCUGCUGGGUCAGCAGAAUGUUCUUGGUAGCGUUGAUCGUGGCCAUUUGGAUGAACAAGAU
Messenger RNA from Aphanomyces astaci, 3841 nucleotides. RefSeq lists its product as hypothetical. The transcript has a single exon. The coding region runs from base 2424 to 3170 and encodes 248 amino acids. Lineage: Eukaryota; Oomycota; Saprolegniomycetes; Saprolegniales; Verrucalvaceae. The record is from RefSeq and is a predicted model, not a curated record.